Staurois parvus is the source of this 255-nucleotide messenger RNA. The record is from the annotation of a GenBank genome assembly. Lineage: Eukaryota; Metazoa; Chordata; Amphibia; Anura; Ranidae.
UUUAAUUUGCACUGCUUUAUUGCAUUCACCCAGGGGCGGACUGACCUGUUAUCAGUUCUGUACCAGGGGCGGACUGACAACUCAUGGGGCCCCCGGGCAAUAGGGGAUCAUGGGGCCCCUGAGUCUUUGCCCAAACCCAAAUUAGCCUAUGAAAAAAACAAGGAAAGGUACCAGGGGCAUCUCUUUGGGCCCCCUACUGACCCUGGGCCCUCGGGCAGUGCUCGAAUGGUCAGUCUGCCCCUGUUCUGUACUAUU